Molecule: messenger RNA, 2821 nt
Organism: Cylas formicarius (sweet potato weevil)
Lineage: Eukaryota; Metazoa; Arthropoda; Insecta; Coleoptera; Brentidae
Exons: 3
Coding region: 75-1091 (338 amino acids)
Source: RefSeq, a predicted model, not a curated record
GCCAUGCCGCCGGCACUCAGUUAAAGCAGCGCAGAUUGUGGCGAUUUGAGUGAAAUUGUGUGUGCGUUUUUUGAAUGGACUAUCAGUUGAAAUUUUCAAUUACAAUGAAAAUCUACGCAAUCCUGUUUAUCUCGUUAAUCUUCUGCGUCGUGUGUUCGUCGGAAGAGACUUCGCCGACCGACGCUUCCAGCAACACUAGGAAGCACAGGUCCCUGGUCUCCGUGCUUAGAAUACCGACCUACCACUCAUUCAGACGCGUGCCGUCCCAUAAACCCAGAAUUCUCAACAGCACUCCCGCGAAGAUAAUCAACCAUCAUUAUUUCUGCGAUCACACCCAACAUUCACUCCCCAAUGUCGAUCACGGCAUCUCGUUUCUCCCUAUACCGAAUCAAGGAAGCUAUUACGAAAUUAAGUUGCAGCCGUCCGUAGAAGUGGCUUCCAUCGAUUUGGACACCAAUAAGCACCUGGAUAACUUCGAAGUCAAUCUCCCAGCCAUCACCACAGGGGGCUACAAGUUUGACAGCGAGGUUGUUACCCCUUUGAUGACAGGAACGAUACACGAAACGAAUUUACAUAAACAGAAAUACAACGUGAAUUUGGAUCAGUUGGUUCACUAUUUGUCGGAGAAUAAUGAGAUCAAAGUUGCCAAUUUCGGUAGUGCUGGUAGUGUUGGGGCCGGUGCGAGUUACGAGACCAACAAGCGCGGAGAAUUCUUGAACUUGCCAAACAUCCGCGACCAUCCGCUGGAACACGAGCCUGGCAGAUCGUCAUACAAUAGUCCAGGGGCGGUCAAUUCCUACGGGGAUCCAGUGCAUCAAACUUUCCAAUCGGGUUACAACGAUGACACGUUUAAUAGUUUCGAAAACUCUCCUUUCGGUAACAGCUUCGCCAGUGUUACUAACCUAAAGUCCAAUCAGGACGAUUUCCAAUCGCAAUGGGAUAAUCGCGAUAUUGUUAACCAUUUAAACCACAUCGAUAGGGUGGAAAGACAAGUGCACGAAAAAAGUAGGAAGGCGAGUAAGAAGAGGAAGCUUCAUAGUACGAAAGCAGAAGCGAGUACAAUUAAGUAUCCCAAUCACAGAUAUGAAUGAUAUGGUAGUGGUUAGUUAUAUUGUAUACAUAAACUUGGAGUCAAGAGUUUUCAUUUUGAACGGUAUUUGUGUAAUAUGUUUUUAAAUUUGUGUUAUGUUGAGUGUUGAGCUAGGGAAACAUAGAUUCAAGAGUUAACUGAAACGUAAAAAGUUGUAAAAGAGGCGUGGCCAAUAUUGUCCUAAAAAAUUUAUAACCUAGAUGAAAUCUCAAGUUUUUAAUGUCGUUGCUGUGUUUCUAUUUUAGAAGCGUACUAAAAGAGUUAAGUUUACUGAACUACAAUUAUUUAUUGUGAUUCUAGCAUUUCAAUUCCAUUUUUUGUGCAUUUCCAAAUCAAUAAAAACAAAACGCUUUUGAGCUAAAUGAAUUCUUUUGAAAUCCGGUUAUGCCACAUUUCCACUUGAUUAUGUUUGUAGGUUAAUGCCGGAUUUAUUAUUUUUUAUUGUCUUGUGCUAGACGGUAUAGCAAAAUGUCGUGUACUAUAUGUGUGUCAGUAUAUGUCUGACAUUUCCAAAUUACCUUGUAAUUCACAUAUACAGGAUUAUGCAUGCUACACGGUACGGAAUAUUGCGACCAAUAUGCAAGGUUUUGAGAUCGUUUUAUAUUUCGAAUGUGUAGAGAUUUUAUUGUGGUAACCUUUUAAAAUUGCUUCUAUACCACACUGGUAAUCUAAAAAAUUGUAAAGCUACCAAAGUUGUAUUUUUGUUUAGUGAAAUCCCUAUAUAUUAUGGUAUUUUUGGAUUCUACGACCAGAGUAAAUGUAUGUUUCAAUAUGUCAAAAUGUAAUACAAUUUUCAAUACAUAAAUAUAUGGAACCGAAAUCUACAGCAAGGAGUAUCGAUAGACUAUAUUUUAUCUUAACUUUUUAAUUACUUAUCGAAUGGCCGUAAUAGACGAAUGGUUAUUUUCUUGUGUUUACUCACAAGAUUAUCACAUCAAAUAAUAACGAAUUAGGAUUUCCACUUUAUUAAUAUUCCUUAACAUAAGUCUGCUCUAUUUCAGAAAUGUUUUUUCUACUACGCUUUUUAAGCUUACAAUUUACUGCUUCCUUCACUCGAAAACCUCUCUUUAAUUUUUUUUAAAAUUCACACAAGGAAAUUUUUCCAGACAAAAGAUUUCCCUCACUAAAUCAUCAAUUCUUCAUCACGUUUUUGUUUUCUUCAAAUUAUUGUAAUUUAGUUGUAGUUUACCUUCAAAAUAAUUACUGCCCUCAUAGUAAUAUUCUUAAGUUUUUUCGGGAUAAGUGUAAGUGUGGUGAAACUAAAUCUUGAAGUUUAAGUACCAUAAACCUUUGUUGUGUAUUUUGAUCGUAAUGGGCUUUGCUUAAAUGGGGUAACACUUUUGAGAUAACCUCUAUUGCAUAAAAGUAAUUUUAUAGCAGUAUUCACAUAUCCUAGAAAUAAAACUUUUUGAACAGUUUGUAUUAUGGCCACAUUUUCCGUAUGAAAAGGACUCUAACCAAACCAUAGAAACACAAAUCGCUAAUAUACCUUGACGCGAUGUAUCACCAUUUACUUGUGUAAUUCGUAUUAAAGCAAUACUUACAUUAUGUGAGUAAAGUAUUCGUUUCGAAACCCAUCAAUUUAAUGUUAAUUAGGGUUACAUUAAAUAUGAUGUUUAGUUAAAUAUUAUUUAUUUUAUGAUGUAUUUUGUUUUUCACUUAUUUAGCUUAGAAAUUUAUUUUUUGUAUAUUAAAAGUGUGUCAAUGUCUUGCCAUUAAAAUAUUUAGCGA